AUGGCUAGCACUGUAAGUGAUACUGCUGCGGUAGCUAUACAGGGCAAAACAUCAGACCGGAAAGAACGCGUCGUGAUAUUAGGCUCAGGUUGGGCCGGGUAUGCCUUCGCUCGAACACUGGACCCGCGAAAGUACGAGCGGUUUAUGAUCUCUCCUCGUUCAUACUUCGUCUUCACGCCGUUGGUCGCGGGUACCGCCGCCGGGACUCUUGAGUUCCGAGCUGUCAUCGAGUCAGUGAGGAGACUGAAUCUAGACCAUUUUUACCAAGGUUGGGCCGACGAUGUCGAUUUCGAGCGCAAAGUCGUCCGUGUUGAGGCGAACACGUCCGACGAUGUAGCCGGCAGGACGAGGGCGCAAUUAGCGCCGGCUCCAGGUAAACUGGAAAUAGAGAAGGGGCCAAUGUUCGACGUGCAGUACGACAAGCUCGUGAUCGCUGUCGGCGCCUACGCCCAGACAUUCGGGAUCGAAGGAGUGAAAGAAUACGCCAAUUUCCUCCGCAAUGUCGGUGAUGCUCGCAGGGUCCGGAUAAAGAUUCUACAGUGCUUUGAGAAGGCGUCUCUGCCCAUUACCACGGACGAGGAGAAGAGAAAAUUACUUCAUUUCGCCGUUGUGGGUGGGGGGCCAACGGGUAUCGAAUUCGCGGCCGAACUACAUGAUCUCAUUGAAGACGAUCUGCGCAAAACAUAUCCAGACCUGUACCAAUUUAUCAAAAUCACCGUGUACGAUGUUGCGCCGAAGGUGUUGCCGAUGUUUGACCAGAAGCUAGCACAGUAUGCCAUGGACACGUUCAAGCGCGGGCGCAUAGACGUGAAGACGGAACACCACCUCACACGCAUCCGGCCCGAUGACGAUUGCGCCGGAUGUCUGAAGUUGCGGUUCAAGGAAUACGGAGACGAAGAGGUCGGCGCAGGUAUCGUGGUCUGGAGCACGGGACUUAUGCAGAACCCGCUGAUACAGAAACUCGAGUCGAAAGAAGAGGGGCUGCAGCUCCAAAAGGACGCGAAAACAGGCGGACUCGUCUCCGACGCUCAUCUGCGCGUUUUGGCCGCUCCGAAAUCAGCAGCAGGAAAGUCCGAGCAGCAACAGCAGGAUGUUGCCGUCGUGCCGAAUGUCUACAGUAUCGGUGACUGUGCCGUCGUCACGGGACAGCGAUAUCCCGCCACGGCGCAGGUUGCGAGCCAGCAGGCGACGUAUCUCGCAAGGAGCUUCAAUAAGGGUAAUCUAGAAGCGAAACCCUUCCGGUUCAGGAAUUGGGGUGUCAUGACCUAUUUGGGUAGCUGGAAGGCGAUACACCAGAGCAGCGCCGACGAACUGACUGGCAGGGCGGCGUGGUUCCUUUGGCGCACAGCGUACCUCACCAAAAGCAUGAGCAUACGGAAUAAAAUCAUGGUACCGGUAUAUUGGCUGAUAUCCUGGGUUUUUGGCAGGGAUAUCUCGAGGUUUUAG
Molecule: messenger RNA, 1446 nt
Organism: Xylaria bambusicola
Lineage: Eukaryota; Fungi; Ascomycota; Sordariomycetes; Xylariales; Xylariaceae
Product: pyridine nucleotide-disulfide oxidoreductase-domain-containing protein
Exons: 3
Coding region: 1-1446 (481 amino acids)
Molecular function (GO): NADH dehydrogenase activity
Source: RefSeq, a predicted model, not a curated record